GCAUCUCCCCCCGCGCUGCGGGCGAGCGGGCAGCGCUCGCUGGUGGCUCCCGACCCGCGCCCCCGGGUGCGCCCCGUGCCCUGGGGGACCCGGCGGCUGCUGCGCUCCGGCAGCGGGGUGCGGCCGCCCCUCCCGCCCCGCCGCGUCCUCGCCGUGCCCGCGGAGCACCUCGGCAUCCCGCAGCAUGUCGGCCGUGCGCAGGAAGUUCGGGGACGAGUACCAGGCCGUGGGCCCCGCUCGCAGCAGCGCCCGCAGGGAGCGGCAGCGCUUCGUGGACAAGAACGGGCGCUGCAACGUGCAGCACGGGAACCUGGGCGGCGAGAGCAGCCGCUACCUCUCCGACCUCUUCACCACGCUGGUGGACCUCAAGUGGCGCUGGAACCUGCUCAUUUUCCUGCUGACCUACACGGUCGCCUGGCUGGUCAUGGCCUCGAUGUGGUGGGGCAUCGCCUACCUGCGAGGUGACCUGCACCAGGCGCACGAUGACACCUACAGCCCGUGCGUGGCCAACGUGUACAACUUCCCCUCCGCCUUCCUCUUCUUCAUAGAGACCGAGGCCACCAUCGGCUACGGGCACCGCUACAUCACCGAGCGCUGCCCUGAGGGCAUCGUGCUUUUCCUCUUCCAGUCGCUGCUGGGCUCCGUUGUCGAUGCGUUCCUCAUCGGCUGCAUGUUCAUCAAGAUGUCCCAGCCCAAGAAGCGAGCCGAGACGCUCAUGUUCAGCCGCGCCGCGGUCAUCUCGCAGCGGGAUGGCAGGCUCUGCCUCAUGUUUCGCGUCGGCAACCUCCGCAACAGCCACAUGGUGUCUGCCCAGAUCCGCUGCAAGCUUAUCAAGUCCAGACAGACACCGGAGGGGGAAUUUCUGCCGCUAGACCAGUGUGAACUGGAUGUUGGAUUUGGAACUGGAGCCGACCAGCUGUUUUUAGUUUCCCCUUUAACCAUCUGUCAUGAAAUUAACUCAGAGAGCCCCUUCUUUUGUCUCUCACAAAGAUCACUGCGAAGCGAGCAGUUUGAAAUAGUUGUCAUCCUGGAAGGAAUCGUUGAGACCACGGGAAUGACGUGCCAAGCCAGGACCUCAUACACAGAGGAUGAAGUUCUUUGGGGUCACAGGUUCCUCCCGGUGAUGUCUCUAGAAAAUGGGUUUUUCCGCGUCGAUUAUUCUCAGUUUCAUGCUACGUUUGAAGUCCCCACUCCUCCUUACAGUGUUAAAGAGCAAGAAGAAAAGCUGUCCCUGUCAUCUCCUUUGAAUAGCCCCGUAGAUAAUAACAAAGCCAGAGGAGAACAGGUUUGUCCACUUGAUUGCGUCGAUAUUGCGGGAGAGAAGGACAAACUCCCUUUCAAACUUCAGAAGAUCAGCUCAGGAAAGGAAAGCCUUCCACAAAGAGCCCUGAGAAUGAGUUCCAGUAACACAGGGAAGACUUUCAGUACCGGAGAUCUCUUGAAAAUUCAAGAAAUAAGUCCCAGCUCUGCUGGUGAAGGCAGUGAUGACAGGAUGCAGUUGAAAGCCUUAAAAAUAAGUGCUGAGGCUUUGACUCGGUCUACCAGCGAUCUCGAGUUACAGAGGAGCUCUCCAAGCGUGGGUGCUCUGGAGAUGAAGUUGGAAGAUAAUUUACCUGCCAAACUUUGAGCAAUGAACUCUGAUUGCCUCUCUUGAGAGCUGGAGAAACAGGAGUUGUCGCUGAUGAACUGGGUUCGAGACUGCUGACCUGAAAGACUUGUUUGACAGUAAAGUCACGGUUUGGUUUUGCCACUUUCAGGAAGAAUGAUCCUUUUUACAUAAUCGUUCUGUACAGAUCCAAUUGAGGUAGCAUAACAGGACUCUGAGGGGCAGUAAGAUUAAACUGUCGUGCCAAAGAGAUCCCUGCCCUAAUGAUGUCUUAUCAGCAUGCUCACUGCAAACCUACAUUGUCUUCCAUGGAUGCAGAUGCUUUUCCACGAAGCAAGGAUCAGAUCCUUAGUCACAGAGUGAAAUGUUGGGAGAUGAAGCCACAGGGGGUGUAACGCCAGCUGAAACGUGGUUUUGUGCAGCUCAGAGCUUGGACUGUUCCUGAAGUGUAAAAACAACAGAACACAGAAAAAAUCUGUGAUGCUGCUUGAUCAUAGUCCAGUUCUCUCUUAACUGACCCCAUUGGAAAGUGGCCUUCCCGUGAUUCCUGGAGACUGCAUCCCUCCUUCCCAACGAUCGUGGCCCACUCGUUCUGUGCUCCCGUUGUCUCACUCAGUGUCAUUCAGGCAAAGGCAGAGGCAGCAGUUUGCAAUAACCAUUUGGGUCAUUUGACUCCCGUGAACUCUCAGAAACAUGUUCAGAACUGGACCUGAGCGUUUCGGUUCGGUGGAUCACGUACUGAAUUUUAACAACCAUAGCGCCACUCACUGUGAAGGGAACUUGAGGUCAGUAGCUCUGCUUAAUGGUGUGUCUCAGACUUCCAACUAAAUGAGAUUUUGGGUUGAAGACAUUGUAAUCAAACAGAAACAAAAUGCUACAUAAUGCUCAGUCGUUACACAUUCUCAAGAGUUUUGCUAGUGAAUGGUAGUGUCGUGUUGCUAAUUUUUGUUACAUUUGCCCUCUCCAUUUCUGUAUGAUCCUCAAUGAUUUUGUAGAUUUGACAUUUGUUACUAUUCAGCUCAGCCUGUGAAAAAAGUGUGGGGUUUUUUUCCUGGUUGGUAAUGGUUAAGCAUAAUCCAGACUUGCUGUUCUGUAAACUGCAGUGUUCAGCAGCGGGGUGUUUAUCACCAGAGCACUAGCACAGCCCUCUCCAAGAGAAGGAACAAACUCUACUCUUGUUACAAGGACAGAAUUCAGUCAAAUUUAAAAGAGGUGGCAGUGGCCAUUUUGAUUGGCAAUGCAUUCCUCGAAGGCAAAGUGAUAUAUCCAAGCUGGCAAUGACUUGGCUUGCAUAACUUGCUGUUUCUUGCUUUGAUCUGUUCUGUGAAACUGGAAAAUGGUAUUUUAUGCAGGGGUUAAGAUUUGCUUCUUGUUGUUGUUGUUGUUGUUUGUUUGUUUUCAACGUGAAUUUCAACAUUAUAUAUGUGCUGAAAUCUGUAUUUUCAUUCAUUAACUGUAUUUGUAUGGAAUAUUUAGAUGACAACCCGAAGUCCUGAAUGAUGAUGAAUCUCCCUACUCUUCAGAACAGCCAGAGUUAGUAUGAAAUAAAAUUACAUCCACCUUGGCUCUCAAGCA
Messenger RNA from Myiozetetes cayanensis, 3181 nucleotides. RefSeq names its product G protein-activated inward rectifier potassium channel 1-like. Gene Ontology annotation, biological process: regulation of monoatomic ion transmembrane transport; potassium ion import across plasma membrane. Gene Ontology annotation, molecular function: G-protein activated inward rectifier potassium channel activity. The transcript is spliced from 3 exons. Gene Ontology annotation, cellular component: plasma membrane. The record is from RefSeq and is a predicted model, not a curated record. Lineage: Eukaryota; Metazoa; Chordata; Aves; Passeriformes; Tyrannidae. The coding region runs from base 185 to 1627 and encodes 480 amino acids.